This is a messenger RNA of Notodromas monacha, 2274 nucleotides long. The record is from the annotation of a GenBank genome assembly. Lineage: Eukaryota; Metazoa; Arthropoda; Ostracoda; Podocopida; Cyprididae.
UGUCAAUUCUAGCGACUAAACCACACUUCAUUCGUCGUAAUUCAUCUUAAUGAGGAGUAAAGGCUUGUAUUAUAAAAACAUGGUUUAGAAUACUGAUAAAUCCGCCUUAACGUUCUAAUUAAUCAAAAAACAAGAUUAUUGUGGGAAUUGUAAAACAGAAUAAUGUGAAGGAGUCCAUGAAUCAUUCUAAGGUUAAAGGUGAGCAUUAUUUAUCAUUGAAUGGAUCCGAAUAACGAAGUAUAGUAUUUGAUGGUUUCUCUGGAAAUUUUCCAUUCAUGUUUUAAACUUUUGGAGAUGAGCUACCCAUGCCGAGAAAUCUACAAAAUUAUCAGAGAAUUGUUGCUAUAUUAUAUCAACGAAAAUAAUUUUAGAGAAUAUCCUCUCCCCAAUAUCGAAUAUUUUUAGAUAUCACGUAGUAAAUUAUUGCAUAAUGAAAGCCGUGCUCGAUUUUUCUGUCCGCUUAUUCGUUUAAUCCACAAAUCCGAAAACUUCCAAACGCCGUUCAUAUCAGCGACAGAGAACUCACGCGUCUCACAUUGCAAGUUCUUAAAGUUUUCGUCCGUGGUCUUUUUGUUUUGUUUGGAAGUCGUCUUUUCAAUUUACUAAUUACACUUUCAAAGAGAACUCUCGCAUUCAGACGAACUGAAAUUUAACACAAAUCGCUCACAAGUUACAUAGACGUCUUUGUCCUAGCUCUUUCCGCCGCACUCUGAGAUGCACAAAUGCGCCAUUCUGGGCUUUAAACACACGCACACCAACUUGGGUUCCUCAAACCUUCAAAAACCGGACAAUGAGGCACUGUCAUUAUUCGAAUAGGAAUGCUUUAUGAAAGAGUUAUGGCAUGCUUCUGACGUAACUAUCAGGAUUAGUUUUCGAUGAUAAGAUUUUUUAUGCUGAUUAAAUGUCCCACUUCAUGAAUAUUCCAUUUAUCCGUGGGUGCGAAACUUUAAAUGCCCCGAAGGAAUCUCGAUUCUGAAUGCGUCGAUUUCCAUCACCAAGAGAAUCCCAAGUGUUUAUUUCGUCUCUUUCAACAUCGAGUUCUCCGGAGUCAUUGACCUGUAAAUUUUUUUUUCAUAAAAAAUCGAGUUUCAAAUUCAGUGGAUGAACAUAUCUGACCUGUUUCCAGGGGAGGAUGUGUCGUGGCAGCUCGACAGGGAGAAGGAUGAAUUUCAGCCUGGGUCCGGGUCGUAUUUCAAGCAGCUUCGGAUUUUGUCCAGAAGAGCGUUCCUGCUCAUCAUUCGUGACAAAAUUCUUCUGUGGACGCGUCUCGGGGCUCAUGUGUUCAUCGGGAUUGUCCUCGGGUUGAUGUUUCAAGGCAUCGGGAACAACGCAGAACGAGCUUACAACAAUGCCGCGUGUUUGUACUUCAACCACGUCGUGCUAAUUUUUGCAGCCAUGAUGGCGACCGUAUUGACGAUUCCGAUGGAACUGCCCGUUAUCGUUAGGGAGCACAUGAAUUGCUGGUACUCGGUGAAGAUGUAUUUCUUGACGCAGACUCUCAUCGACGUUCCUUUUCAGGUUUUCUUCACGAUCAUCUACCAAUGCAUCACCUAUUUUCUGACGGGACAACCGCCUGUGUUCGAGAGUUUCGCUCUGGUUUCACUUCUUGCCAUCGUUCUCAGCAUUGCCGCUCAAAGUGUUGGAGUUGCAGUUGGAGCAUCAAUUGAUCCUCAGACGGCGGUGUUUAUCGGACCUAUACUGACAGUGCCCAUGCUGCUCUUCUGCGGGUUUCUGAUUUCCAUUAAGAACAUGCCGACUUACAUGCAGUGGAUCCCGUACAUCACUUACUUGAAAUAUGCGUACGAAGGAACGAUGGCCAUUAUUUACCAGAAGGGUCGUGGCGACCUGGACUGUGAACAACCUUAUUGUCACUUUAAAAGUCCAGAGGUUUUCAUGGAAGAACUGGAUCUAACAGAAGCUGUGUAUUGGCCAAAUCUUGCUAUUCUCACUUUGUUUGCGGUCAGCAUGGACAUGGGGCAUGCAUUCGGCAUUGUUUUUUUUGGGGGAGUUUUCACAACGGAGAUAAACUCGCGGGAUUUUCGCCGCGGGUAUGCUUUUCGUCCGCGGCAGGAUGUGGAGGUUGAGCACAGAAGCUGGCGCAUGGACAAAGUUGCAACCAGGGAGGACAGGACCCAGGCCCCUCCCAAGAAUUUCCAGCUCUGUCCCGCUGUCUGGAGAGCCUUGCAGUUCCCCGGAGCGAAGCGACCCCAGUUGGGACCCAGGACAUUCACCAGCCCGGCGGCUCCGGAACACGCUGAACCCUGCGACCGCUAA